This is a messenger RNA of Gilbertella persicaria, 1785 nucleotides long. RefSeq lists its product as uncharacterized. The transcript has 2 exons. NCBI's taxonomy places the organism in Eukaryota, Fungi, Mucoromycota, Mucoromycetes, Mucorales, Choanephoraceae. The coding region runs from base 22 to 1446 and encodes 474 amino acids. The record is from RefSeq and is a predicted model, not a curated record.
GUUGUUGUUAGUUAUUUUAUCAUGUCUUUAUUGUUAACAAAGACUUGUGAAUAUGCCAUUUUGAUUAGUUUACAACAAGGACGCCAUUUUAAAGGGGAGACCAUCAAGAUUGAAACAGAACUCGACUUGAAAUUACCACCUUCUAUUGAUGACUUGAUACCCCAAAAGACCAGUAUAACAACACCCCCUACUAAAAUAGACCCAGAAGGCAACUGUAGUUUCAAUAUUUCACUUGUGUAUUAUGUCUCAUUCAAACAACUGACUCGAUUAAGAAAGUUAAAUGCCACAAUCACACUCAAGGUACAACUCGACCAUCACCAAACUGAACUCAAGUUGUCCAUGUCCGAUGCAAAAGAAGUCGUACCUCAGUCAGGCCAUAAAUUAGAUCAAAUCUACAAAUUUGUGUCUGAUAAAGGUAGUUGGUGUACACUGGCUGAUAAACAACAAUUAAAAGUAGGCUUAUUCUAUGUUGCCAUGCCAGACACAAAUACCAUUGUGGCCAAUACACCCUCAAUGCAACUCAGGUCACCACCACCUACACCCAUGAUACCAUCUACCAACAAAAAGAAAAAAAAGACCAUGUCGAGUAUUUUAGGUGCAAACAACAAGAAGAAAAAGACAAAAGAACCACCUGUGCUUAGGAGAACAACUUCCUCUUUAGUCGAUCUGAAUAUUGAAGAAUUAGCAGACGCAUUGAAAAAGGUCAAUUUGUUUCAACCCACACCAUCUCCAUCUCUUUCUUUACAACAACAAUCCUAUCAUCAGAUUGGUAAAGGAUCUUCACAGUACACUUUUUAUUUUCGUAUCAUGUAUGCAGAUCAUAUCAAGUCUGUCUUGAAAGAUUCACCUAAACGACUCAAGAAACCUUUUAUCAGCUAUACUUUCUUGACUCACUAUACACUGGUGCCUGCUGCUUCUAUCUCCACAUCCUCCCUGACACACAUCAAAUCAUGCUAUCAAUUCAGAGGCCAUUUAGUAGACAUUCAGGAUUGGUUAGAUGAUCAAGAUCAUCUUGUGCUAGAUUAUGUCUUGAUGGACAAAUGGUCCAAGCAGACCAUGGGUAAAUCACAUGUAUCCUUAAAGGGCAUUGCAUUCACUACACCCUCAGAUAGAUCUUGUCCAGUCUAUAAUCAAGACAAAGAGAUAUUGGCUACCAUCACUGUCAGAAUCAGACUGGUGAGUGGAUGGCAUACAGAAGAAGCAUUUGGUGAAGAUAUCCGUAAACGAUCCAAUCAAGAAGAAUCCUUGCUAUCCCCUACCAUGGUAGAUGCAUGGGAUAUGUUACCCAACAAAAGACAUCAUUCCCAGUCCAGUGUACCUACUCUCUUGACCAGUUCUACAUCUACUCAAAGUUCGCGUGUACCACCCUCUAUUCAUCUUGUCAGGCCCACAAGUGAAAAAAGACGAAAAACCCAUGUAAAUAAUAAGUACCAUCAUAAUAUUUAAUUGUAGUUAUGACAAGAUAAAAUAUGUUCUGCUUGUCCAACAAUAUCCUGUAGUGAAUGUGUGAGUUUAGACAACAAGGCUGUCUGUUCUGGAGAUACUCUUCUCCUUAGUCUUUCAAGCCGAGUCAUGGCAUGAUCAAACUCUUGCAAAUCUUGAUAAGGGUUCUGUCUAUAGUCAUAUAAUGGAUCAAAUCGUUUUAGACUGGGUAAUUGUGGUGGUGGUGGUGGUGGUGGUGGUGGUGUUCGAGGAGGAGGAGGAGGAGGAGGAGGUAAUCGAUAAGACAAAGUGUGGGUAGACAUGGUAUUUUCACUUUGACUACGACGGUAUUCUUGAAAUGCU